This is a messenger RNA of Sorghum bicolor (sorghum), 1265 nucleotides long. RefSeq names its product zinc finger protein ZOP1. Gene Ontology annotation, biological process: mRNA splicing, via spliceosome. Lineage: Eukaryota; Viridiplantae; Streptophyta; Magnoliopsida; Poales; Poaceae. The transcript is spliced from 5 exons. The coding region runs from base 221 to 955 and encodes 244 amino acids. Gene Ontology annotation, molecular function: zinc ion binding; RNA binding. Gene Ontology annotation, cellular component: nucleus; precatalytic spliceosome. The record is from RefSeq and is a predicted model, not a curated record.
AAGGCCGAAGCCGAACUCCGUCCCGUACGGCCAGCCGACUGUUCGUGUUCGUACUUCGCACUCGGCAGAAACCUCUUGCUCUUGGGGGCGAACGCGCCUACCGCCUCCGGCCGCCCCCUCCAGCCGCGUCAAAUCCGCACCCUCCUCGGCUGCGCCGGCGAUCUCCCGCCGCAAGGGCGAAGCCCCGUGUCCCCUUCUAGCGGAUCCCCUGCCCGCCGCCAUGACGGAGUAUUGGGUGAGCCAAGGAAACAAAUGGUGCGACUUCUGUAAGAUUUAUAUAGCGAACAAUUCCUUCAGCAUCAGGACACAUGAACUUGGUAAGCGUCACAAGGACAAUGUCACCAAAAGACUGUCGACAAUGCAAAAGGAGAGUGAGGCAAAGGAAAAGGAACAGCAGCAAGCUGCCCGAGCCCUACAGCAGAUAGAGGCAAAAGCUAAAAAGAGCUAUCAAAAAGAUUUAGAGAAUAACCAGAGGAAUGUUGAUGGAGACACUUCAGCACCUGGAGAUGGAUGGGUAUUUGACUCGGCAUCAGGAUAUUAUCAUGACAAAUCUACUGGGCUUUACUACGAUUCAAAUUCUGGCUUCUAUUAUUCUGAUAGUUUAGGCAAGUGGGUUACUCAAGAAGAGGCGUACAAGUCUGUGCAAAUUUCCAAAACAGACAUUGGUCAAUCCUCAACUUCACAAACAAAAGCUCCUGCUGCAGAAACAGCUGUUCCUGCUAUUAAAGGAGGUCCAGCUCCAGGUCGGGUAGUCACAAAACCAUUGAACCCAAUGAGACCUAUUAAGGGCACUCCAGCUCCAUCUGCUGUUGCUGUUAACAAGAGGAAGAGGGAGGACGGCAAACCCAAGGUGAUCUCCAAGGAGGAGGAAGCGGCCCUCAAAGCGCGGGAAGCAGCAAGGAAGAGAGUGGAGGAUAGAGAGAAGCCUCUGAUGGGAUUAUACAAAACCUACUGACAUCUUGUCCUUGCCAAACUACUCUUCCUCCAUAUGGGCUUGCCAUUUACAGUCUGAUGUUGUAAAAGAAACAAAAACUAACACAAUGCAUCUUUCUCAGAAAGAAUGCCGAUAAUGGUGUUGCACUGGAUUCCAGAGCUCUUUUUGCAUCAGCAAUGUGUGUCUACACCGUAUAAUACCUCAUCAGUGGUUCUUGAGUGGACCAAGUUCCUUUUGAAUCAUGUAAAAGGAUCUGUUCAUUGUUUUUUUUACGCGGAUAGUGUCAUAUACUGUGAAAUGAGGACAUGGUGACCGUUCUCAAGAUGUUCAA